AUGCCAGGGCCAAUGGACAUCGAUGAACCAGAAGGCGGCGGACGAGGCUGCCCGUCCAGUACGAACGAGCUAGACGAGACGAAGAAGUUAAUGGGCGGGGAAUGGAACUGCUCAUACCUGCUGCCGAUACCGAUACUUACGAUCGAGGGAUGCGAGGCCAAUCCUGGCGCGAAGGAAAGGAUCGAGAACGAGUUCAGGGUCUCGGUCACUUUCAAACAGACCAUGCCGCACUAUAAGGGCUUCGGGAACGGGCUCUGCCGGAUCCUCGCCCAGGACUCCCUGGCGAUCUAUCGGUCACUCAACUUGGUCGUCGCCCUCGUCAGGCUCAGUGCUCCCUCCCGAUACUGCUUUUGGACCCAUUGGCUGUUCCCUCAAGAGAUCAUCUGGAAUAGUCAUAUCAACCAUCAAAAGACUAACAAUCCAAGCAUCCUCAACUAUAAACCUCCACUGCCAGCCGGAGGCUUCUGUAAUGAGCAGGAUCCCAGCAAACUGGCGGCCGCCGGCAAUCCUGGCUCCUCGGCAGAUCAGGGCCAUAAAGACCCUCAAUCCUUUUUUCGGAUGGAGGAUGAAGUGCCCGGGGCGCCAUCGACGGAACCCGCGGCGCCGAUUGAGACUGACGAGCCAUACCGCUGGCCGAAGGAGCCGAGUCCAACCGGCCAACCAGGAGGGGUGAUCUCCUCGAGCACUCCCCUCGACACGCCGUAUUCUCCGGAGCCCGGCCCGCCGGCUGGCUCGCCCAUCGAUACCCCGCCCGUCCUCGACCAUCGUCCGUCUCCUCACUCGCCUACCGAUACCCCGCCCGUCCUCGAGUCUCCCUCAGCAGCACACUUCCCCCCGGGAGCUGACAAUUACCUCGUGACAACUACGCCCUGCUCGUCGCCGGAGGAGCGCGCCCGGGCGCCGGCCGACUCCAGACGCGUCUUCUCCAUCCAGCCCACCACCCCCGCAUCCGACGAACUCGGGCCCGAUCAUGCCGAGCUCACGCCAAGGGCAGCCCACAAACCUGACCCAACUCACCUCGCUUUAGAUAUAACCGCCAGCGAGCCUGUGUUGCCCCCGGACCACCCGGACUCCCAGCAAUCGUUCACAUGGCUCAACGGCUCUUUGGAGCUCGCCCAGGACAGGCCUCCUCCUCAAGCUCCUCCUCAUCCGUCUCCUCCGACUCCCAAUCAAGACGCGACGGAAUCCCAGCAAACAGUCAACACCUCACAGUCCUCUCAUGAGAAUCCAACAACCGAAAGCAGUGGGAUGACUAGCAGUGUGCUAGAGCUCCCUCUGACGAUUAAGGAAUAUCUAUCCAAGAAGGAGUUUUACGCGGUUCGGGAGAUCAUCCAUGAAUCUAAAGCGUUUUGUAGAAUAUCGGUCACACCGGAAUCCCUCAGGUUUUCGGCGGUUGGAACUCAAGAACAGGUCUCGCUUGCCAUGGUCUUGAUGUCCAUCAAGAUCAAAGAACUUUCUACUCCUUCGACUGAGAAUCAAGCCAAUCAAACGUUGUAG
Molecule: messenger RNA, 1497 nt
Organism: Puccinia triticina
Lineage: Eukaryota; Fungi; Basidiomycota; Pucciniomycetes; Pucciniales; Pucciniaceae
Exons: 3
Coding region: 1-1497 (498 amino acids)
Source: RefSeq, a predicted model, not a curated record